ACUGCGUUAUGCAACGCCCCUUUUAGGAGAAGGAUAUAACCAGAGGUAGAGGCUCUCUGUUUCUUUAACUCUGCUUCACUGGACUGCUUUACAUUUUGUUCUGUGUUCACUUGCAAGUGAUUUUGCACACAUUGUAAGAUCUGUAUUUACUGUCUGAUCACUACAUCUAUUACACUUGCUUUUGCAGCACCAUCUUUUUUUCUUGACUGCAAAGUAUGACAUAUAAACGGAAUAAAGAGUAUAAAGAGAUUUUACAAAUGUUUUCUGCAACUGACUUUUUUAUUAUUCUGGGCUUAUACAGCUGAGUACCUUUGCCAUGGAUCUACAAAAUAAAGACUCUGGUGAUGUCCUGUCUGUGGUCAUUAUAGGAAAUGGACCUUCAGGAAUUUGCCUGUCAUACUUGCUAUCGGGACACACCCCCUAUUUUUCUCCAGAGGCCUUUCACCCCAAUCCAAUCCUGCACAGAAAACUUAAAGAGAAUGUUCAUCUGCCAUUGUUUGAACAGGAUCUAGAGUACCUGUGUGAAGGCCUGGAAGGCAGAUCAUCAAAUCCCUUGGCUGUACUCUUUGAUUCAUUACUCCUACCAGACAGUGACUUCGGAUUGGACUGUGCCUCACCAUUGCAAUGGCGGUAUGAGCCAGAAAGGGCUAUUAACCACCUUGUGCUUGGAAAAGGACCACCUGGAGGGGCAUGGCAUGCCAUGGAGGGAUCCAUGUUAACACUAAGCCUUGCCAACUGGAUGGAGCUUCCUGGCCUCAACUUGAAGGAUUGGAUGAGAGAGAAACGCAGGAAUGUUCGAAAUGACCGCGCCACAUCAGCAGAUAUCGCCUCCUACUACCAGCACUAUGUAAAAACAAUGGGCCUAAGUAACAACUUUGCCCAUGGCACCACAGUCACCUCAGUGCAGCGUGCCCCUUUUGGCUCAGGUCAGUCUGUCUGGCACAUCAAGGGCAUACAGAGGUUGGACAACGGAGAUGCAGUGCCUUUUUUCGUGCAGGCAGAGAAUAUAGUGCUUGCCACAGGCACCAGUGAUUCCCCAGCCCACCUUGGAGUCGAAGGAGAAUCAUUACCCUUUGUGUUCCACAGCUUCAGAGAGUUUGAGACGGUCAUCUCAAGUGGACGCCUGUGCAAAUCUUCAGAUCCCGUACUGGUGGUUGGAGCUGGACUGACAGCAGCCGAUGCCGUUUUAUGCACUCACCACCUCAAUGUGCCAGUGUAUCACACAUUCCGCCGAGGCGUUAUGGACCCAGCACUAAUUUUUAACCAGCUGCCCCGUCUCCUCUACCCGGAGUACCACAAAGUGCACCAGAUGAUGAGCCAGCAGCAGUACCAGCCAAGCCAUUCGUUACCCAAUUUACUCUCCCAGCAUGUGGCAUCAACGGACAAUGACCACACUAAUUCGUCCUCCUACCCAGGAUAUAUGAGCUUCCCAAAACACCGUGUUGUGUCUUUUAAUCCCAAUGGCAAGUGUGUGCUGGAAGCAGAGGACGGGCACCACGUGGUGCUACAGGUUUCAUUGGCACUGGUUUUGAUCGGCUCACAACCUAAUCUUUCAUUUUUGCCUGAAGAUGGACGGCAGCUGGGGUUAGAGCCGGGACAGCCAAUCAGCUGUCGGCGCAACCCCAUUAAGGUAGAGACAUAUACCUGUGAAAGUGUGCGGGAGGUGGGACUGUAUGCUCUGGGGCCUCUUGUAGGUGAAAACUUUGUGCGCUUCCUCAAGGGUGGUGCACUGGGUACUGCAUGCCAUCUAAUGCAAAAGAGUAAAGAGAAAUCAAUGACUGUUUUAUAAAAGCCAGGCUGUAGAAGUGUGGGGAAAAAUAUUAUCCAAUCCAUUGCCAAGGACAGUCCAAUGGUUUAUUUCUGUGUUUACCUGCCUAAAACAGAGGCAAAUGGUUAACACUUUUUUUGAGAUUAUUUUGUUGGUGAAUAUUGGGCCUUAUUUACCAUUCUUGUGUGUAAUUGUUUGCCUUAGCCUGAAAAA
Clarias gariepinus (North African catfish) is the source of this 1981-nucleotide messenger RNA. RefSeq names its product oxidative stress induced growth inhibitor 1 (gene osgn1). The transcript is spliced from 5 exons. The record is from RefSeq and is a predicted model, not a curated record. The coding region runs from base 317 to 1789 and encodes 490 amino acids. NCBI's taxonomy places the organism in Eukaryota, Metazoa, Chordata, Actinopteri, Siluriformes, Clariidae.